GAUCGGGCACCGCCAUCAGAGCCAGCACCCCCGAGCCCCCAGGAGAUGGGGGGCAGCGGCGCCCCGAGUCCCGCGGGAAGCUGGGGGAGCACUGCGGGGGUUGUGGGGUACAAAAAAGGGGUUGGGGUGACCCCCCCUGCAGGGUGGGGGGCUGUGCCCUGCUGGGCUCUGAUGCCACCGUGUCCCCCUCCCCAAAUGAGGGGCUGGGCCGUUCCUGGGGGUCCCCAGCACCAUGGGGGUCCCCAACACCCCCAUUACACCCCACAUGGACGCUCCAGCACUGGCUGGGGGGGCAGCAUCACCAUGGGGACCCCCCCAGCCCCUGAGUGACCCUGGGGUGACGCUGGACAGGGUUUGGGGGGUCCCCACAUUGGUGACACCCCCUCUGUGACACCAUUGCUGCCCCAUGGCCGGGAUUUGGGGGUGACAGGGGUCCCGCGCAGUGUCCCCCCGCCGCUGCCCGGGCCCCUCCGUGCCCUGCGCUCCCCCAAAUCCCCCCUCCCCUCCCCGUGACCCCAGAACCUUCCGGGAUCUCCUUAUGGCAUCAUCGGCAGGGGCAGCAGCGCUCCCCGCUCGGCGCCUGCGCCCGCCGCGCCGCCGGAGCCUCCGCGGGCCUCGGCACGGCCCGAACCGGGGGUGCCCCUCACCCACCCCCCCAUCGCCGUGCUGCCCCCGGAGCCCCCCCAGAACCUGCCGGGCCCCCCACCCCGAGCGCCGCACAACGAUGGGCUGAACGCGCCCGGCGUCUCGCAGGCACAGGCCGGGCUGGGGGUGCGCCAGACAAAGACCCCCCCCCCAAAAAAAAACCAAAAAUCCCCUGGGGGUGCUCAGGGGGUCACGGAGCCCCCCUCGGGCCGCUGAGGGACCCCCGCGUGUCCCCGAGGAGCCGCCGGUCCCGGUUUGAGGAGCGCCAGCGCCGGGAGCAGCAGGUGCCCCCAUGGCGUCGUUCCGCAUCCGGCAGUACCAGGAGCAGGACUACGAGGCCGUGCGGGCGCUGUUCGCCCGCGGCAUCCUGGAGCACGCCCCGGCCGGCUUCCGGCACAUUCUGCGGGCGGCGCGGGUGCGCCUGGCGCUGCUGGCCGUCUUCGUGGCGGCGCGGGCGGCCGCGGGCUCCUGGGUGCUGGGGCUGGGCGCGGUGGCGCUGGCGCUGGUGCUGCUCUGGGUGCUGGUGCGCUCGCUGAGCGCGCGAAUACGUCUUGUGGCGCUGGGCACCGACCAAUGCGGCGUGCCCGGCGCCUGCGCCCCGCCCGACUGCCGCUUCUGGGUGGUCGAGGAGGCCGGAGCCGUGGGCGGGCAUGGUGGCGGCGGUGCCCGCGGGCCGUGGCGGCUGGAGCUCAAGAGGAUGUCGGUGAGCCGCGAGCACCGGGGCCGCGGGCUGGCGCGGGCGCUGUGCCGGGAGGUGCUGGCCUUCGCCCGUGCCCGCGGCUACGGCGCCGUGGUGCUCAGCACCUCCAUGGUGCAGGUGGCGGCGCAGCGGCUCUACGAGGGGCAGGGCUUCCGCAGGGUGGGCACCUCGUACCCCUCGCUGCUGGGCACCUUGCUGAACUUCCAGAUCUUUCACUACCGCUGUGAGCUGGGCGAUGGAAAUAAGUAGGGCCCCGGUGGCGUGGCGCCCCAAAGCUGGCACUGCCGUGGCGCCCCAGCUCCAGCCCUGGCACGGCGCCGUGAGCCCGGGACAUGAGGCGUCGCCGUGGCACGCGUGGCGCUGCCGUGGCACCCGAACCCUGGCACCGCCGCUGCCCGUGAACCCUGGCACUGCUAUGACACCCCAAACCCGGCCCCGGGACACCACCCCAGCACUCCGACCCCAAUCCUGGCACAGCACCGCGAGCCCAGGACACAGAGCACCACCGUGGCACCCCAGCCUGGCACUGCCCUGGCACCGUGACACCGGGAUGUGUGGCACUGCCUUGGCACUGUGACACCGGGACGUGUGGCACUGCCCUGGCACAGUGACACCGGGAUGUGUGGCACUGCCCUGGCACCGUGACACCGGGACUCCACCACAGCACUCCGCCCCUGGCACAUGAAGCACCGCCAUGGCACCCCCGAUCCCCACCCCGGCACAGGGGGCACCUCCGUGACCCUUCCUGGGUUUCCAGCAGCAGGAAAUAAAGAGAGACC
Molecule: messenger RNA, 2124 nt
Organism: Camarhynchus parvulus
Lineage: Eukaryota; Metazoa; Chordata; Aves; Passeriformes; Thraupidae
Product: N-acetyltransferase 8-like
Molecular function (GO): N-acetyltransferase activity
Source: RefSeq, a predicted model, not a curated record